Heterostelium album PN500 is the source of this 1839-nucleotide messenger RNA. RefSeq lists its product as uncharacterized. Lineage: Eukaryota; Evosea; Eumycetozoa; Acytosteliales; Acytosteliaceae. Gene Ontology annotation, molecular function: nuclease activity. The transcript is spliced from 8 exons. The record is from RefSeq and is a predicted model, not a curated record. Bases 1 to 1839 code for a protein of 612 amino acids.
AUGGGAGUAAACGGUUUUACUACAUUCUUCAAAGGUAGUCCCGCUGGAAAAUCUUUACCACUCUCUGAUUUAGCAAAAGAUAAAAAAUUGGUGAUAGGUGUUGAUGGUAAUGCAUUAUUCUAUUUCUUAGCUGAUAACAUUCUGACAUCUUCUGGAUCAUAUGUUAAUUUGAGAAAUGAGAUUGUCAAAUACUUUGAAACACUAUUGAAGUUCAACAUUGAACCUGUUGUCUUUUUGGAUGGUCUAUCACCGAUUGGCAAGUACCAAGAGCUUGAAAUGAGAUUCCAAAGCAAACUAUCGGAGCUACGUAAAGUCUCUGAUAAUCUGUUGAAUUCCGAGCCAUUUCCUUUCAUUUCAACACCGACCAUCAAAUUGAUCUCUGUUCAAUUCAGACGUAUUUUGGAGGAGUUGAACAUACAAACAUACGUUGCAUUCCAAGAGGCUGACUACGAGGUUACACAAUGGGCUGUCGACAACAAAGAUAGAGUAUUUGGUAUCAUAUCGAAUGACUCUGACUACUAUUUCUUCACUAUGGGUGAAUGUUACUUCAUACCUUUGAACAACCUCAAAGUAACAGAUGAUUCAAUCACAGCUAUCGGAUUUAAAUCAAGAAUAACCGCUGAUUACCUACAGAUUCAAGAAAAACACUUACCAUUGUUGGCAACACUGAUAGGUAAUGACUACACAAAGUAUCUGAAAUCAAAGUAUGUUGGUAGUCCUCAAUCUAGAAUAUCGAGCAUAAUCAAUAAUCUAAAGAAAUCAAAGAAUCUCUCACCUGUAUCAAUCUUGAAAGAAAGUUUUAGAACACUUAGCAAGACAGAUUUAGAUAAUUGUUUAAAUUCAUAUAGUUACUAUUCAGUUAGAGAUGAACCUAAAUCAGAUAGAUUAGGAUUCUACAGUGAGAAUGGUAUAUUCUUUAGAUACUCACAGCACUCUGAUUACGAAAGAAUAAGUGCCAAACCUUAUUACAAACGUUUCUUCUCGGUUGCUUGUAUGGUGAACUACAACUACCUCUCUCUUCUCUACUCACAUAUGAACCAAGUAUCUAGUUUCUGUUUUGAACCUACCAUUCCAUAUCAAAACUCAUUGAUUUACUACACCUCUACACUUAGACAACUGAUGUUUGGUCUUUUAGACUAUCCACCAAAGUCACAACCAUUAAAAUAUGCUGAUUUGAUUCCAGAUAGUCGUUCAUAUCAAAAGGUAAUGAUGACACCGAUAUAUGGCGAGUUUGGAAUGGAUGACUGUUGGAAUGGUUCAGUGCCAUUGGAGAAGCGUAUCUAUGAAUUUGCGUCGUGGUUCAAGGUGUUGAACCAACUAAAACUACUAGAGUAUUCAAAGAGAUACUCUGAUACUGCUGUUGUUAUUGCCUCUGCUAAAUAUCAAUGUUUUGACGAUCUGCUUGUGAUCCUGUUCAGUAGAUUCCUGCUUGGUUUGAAGCUGUGUAUUGUCAUCGAUGAAUGGAUGAUCACCGACUACUUUGCGACGCUCUACUUCUUAUCGUACACUAUUGUCGAGGUUAUGAAUAUACCCAGCAAUAUUCAAUGUCAUUUGAAGUCACCACACCAAGUUCUAGAUUCAACCAACUUGCAUCUCCUCUGGCAAUCGGCAACCAAGAGACUUGUCGGCAUACCACCAACCACUGCUGGCAAUGCUGCCAAUCGACUUGGUCAUCUCUUCCCAAGCUUCAAAGACAAUAUCACAGCAGAUCAUCUUCAACAUUUUAAUUAUCUUAAAAAUGAAAUCUAUUCAAAUCUUAAAUUAUCAAACGACACAACAACAACCACAACCACUACUACCAAUCAAUUAAUCAAUGAAAUGUCUACCUUAAAAGUAUAA